UUACACCGGCUAGGAAGACCAUGUGCUGCCGCUGCUACUGCUGCUCCCUCCUCCAGCGACUGGCGGCGAGACUGCCGAGCGUCUUCCCCGCGACAGGUGCUGCUGCCGGCUCUCUCCCGCGGCUGAUGCUGGGAUGCAGAGCGCUGGGUCUGGGAGGCUGAUUCUGCCCUCCAUCCUUCCUGAGCGCUGCGAGGGGACCCGGGAGGUGCACGUCCAAUGGAGCAAGAUUACAUCCACAUGCACAAUGGCUCUCUGCACGGCUGUGGCUUAGGAUACGUACCUGUCGUCUACUACAGCUUGCUUCUUUGCCUGGGGCUACCAGCUAACAUUUUGACCGUCAUCAUUUUGUCCCAGCUGGUGGCACGCAGACAGAAGUCCUCCUACAACUACCUUCUGGCUCUGGCAGCUGCUGAUUUGCUGGUGCUCUUCUUCAUUGUCUUCGUUGACUUUUUAUUGGAAGACUUCAUCUUGAAAAAGCAAAUGCCAGAGGUCCUGGACAAAAUCAUCGAGGUCUUGGAAUUUUCGUCCAUCCACACAUCCAUUUGGAUUACUGUUCCACUGACCAUUGACCGCUACAUUGCUGUCUGCCACCCUCUCAAAUAUCACACGGUUUCUUACCCAGCCCGUACUCGGAAAGUCAUUGUCAGCGUUUAUAUCAUUUGCUUUCUGACCAGCAUCCCUUAUUACUGGUGGCCCAAUAUUUGGAAAGAGGACUACACAAGCACACUGGUCCAUCACGUCCUCAUCUGGACCCAUUGCUUCACUGUCUACUUGGUGCCCUGCUCCAUCUUCUUCGUCUUAAAUUCCAUCAUUGUGUGCAAGCUUCGCCAGAAGUGCAAUUUCCGCCUGAGAGGCUAUUCCACUGGGAAAACCACCGCCAUCUUGUUUACCAUCACCUCCAUUUUCGCCAUCCUUUGGGCACCAAGAAUCAUCAUGAUCCUCUAUCACCUUUACGUCUCGCCAAUACACAACAGCUGGUCAGUCCACAUUGUCUCAGAUGUUGCCAACAUGCUGGCGCUGCUGAACACAGCCAUCAAUUUUUUCCUGUACUGUUUCAUCAGCAAGCGCUUCCGCACAAUGGCAGCCACAACGCUCAAGGCUUUCUUUAAGUGCCAGAAGCAACCCGUCCAAUUCUACACAAACCAUAACUUUUCCAUAACUAGCAGUCCCUGGAUAUCUCCAGCCAACUCCCACUGCAUCAAAAUGCUGGUUUACCAAUACGAUAAGAAUGGAAAGCCUAUAAAGAUAUCGCCAUGAUAGUCACCCAAAAGGUUUCCCAAUGGAGGAAAGUUCUUUUCAAUUGGUUACGUCAAUGGGCUGCAACUGCCGGAGGAGCAAUGGUCACUGCUAAGAGUGGCUGUUGGAUUUAAUUUCUCUCCCAGAGUCAGGAGAAGUUGGCUAGAACUGUUAACAGGAGCCUUUGAUAUCGGGGAGAAAGAAGG
This is a messenger RNA of Lacerta agilis (Sand lizard), 1442 nucleotides long. RefSeq names its product G protein-coupled receptor 139 (gene GPR139). Lineage: Eukaryota; Metazoa; Chordata; Lepidosauria; Squamata; Lacertidae. The transcript is spliced from 2 exons. The coding region runs from base 217 to 1257 and encodes 346 amino acids. Gene Ontology annotation, cellular component: membrane. Gene Ontology annotation, molecular function: neuropeptide receptor activity. The record is from RefSeq and is a predicted model, not a curated record. Gene Ontology annotation, biological process: G protein-coupled receptor signaling pathway.